Molecule: messenger RNA, 1546 nt
Organism: Papilio polytes (common Mormon)
Lineage: Eukaryota; Metazoa; Arthropoda; Insecta; Lepidoptera; Papilionidae
Exons: 10
Coding region: 173-1492 (439 amino acids)
Source: RefSeq, a predicted model, not a curated record
AGCACAAACACGCAGAGCCGUCGCGGAUGCUGCGGCGAGCGCACCUGUCGCACCUCCGCGCGCACAUAGCGACUCGCGGGCACCACACGCGAUAACACAGUGAAAGUUCAGUGUUUGUGAUCAAAAACAAUCCUCAAACCAUUGCCAGGAUCAACGCUAACACGACGGGGCGAUGUUAAGAGCGGCCGUGGCGGCGCUAGCGUGCCUCAGCGUGGCGCGCGCCUCGCCCUCCGAGCCGCACCAGAUGCGCUUGUACGCGCAGAACUCAUACAACACUCAGGAUCUGAACAGUGUAUUAACGAGUAUCGAGGAGCGACUCAGACUUCUGGAUACAAUAAACGCAGCUCAAGUGAAACAGGCGCGACGCCUGGACGUCAUACAAGAUAAAUUGGACCGCGUGGAGACGACGCUAACGUUGCGACUGGAAAGGGCGCAAUUGGCGGCGGAGAGGCUCGAGCAUCGGCUGCACAUGUUACAGACUACAGUACAGGCGUCGAUUAAGGAGAGCAGCGAGAAAAUAGAGCGCAGUCAAAUUAAAAUCGCCGAAAUCGCACAGAACCUAACUAAUCAUAUUAAUUCCCACGCUCAUCUAUUAGAAAAGGUGAGCGGUGCAUACGCAGAGACUUGGCACCGCGGUAUAGUGCUUGAGUCUUUGAUGAGGGACGGCCUAGCCCUGGUGAACGUGACGCGACGCGAGCUCGCCGACGGUCUACGCGCCCUAGCGAGACGACAGCGUGACGCUAGGCUCUCGUCAGCUGAUUUGGAGGCAGCCUUUUCUCGGCGACUGCACGAUAACUCAUAUAAGAUCGAUUUGAAGAUGCAGGAAUUAUUAGAUGAACAAAAGCGCUUCGUAGACUCAUGUCAGCGUGUGCAGCUAGAUGACCCCACGCACGUCGCAGACGUCUUGGACAAACUCAUCGAUUCACUCAUCAACAAAACCGCAGCUACAUUCCACGAGCUGCAGAACAUCCAGGUAACCAUGCGAAACCACGACAACAGGAUUAUGAAGCUCCUUAACAACGGUCGGCAAACACAGACGGAUUCAAACUGUCGUCGAUUAGAGACCUUAUUCCGAAAUGCGUCGCAUACGACGUUGAAAGAGAACGAACUGCAACAGCUGACGGAAAAAUUCGUCGGGCUGACGAACAGAGCAGACGCGGCGCUGCAACGCUUGGAGAGGCAGCUCGGCUUCGAGAACAAUGAGCCCACACCCCCCACGUCAGAGGUUAAAGAAGAAGCCGACCGAUUGCUUCUACACCUAAAUGCUAUCAGAAAUGAAGAGGUAUCAGAUGAAGAUGAUGAUUGGGAGGAUAGCGACCAAUACAAUAACCUUUUCGAUGAAGGUGGAGGCAGCGAUAUGAUGAAUGAAGACAAAAUUAUUUUAAAGAACCCACUUGAGACAAGCAUAGCUGCCAGGCGGCCACAUCGGAGACAUCUGCGCAAAGAUCCUUACGACCGUGGCCCUAGCUUGAAGAGCAAAUCUUUGUCUUAAAUUUAAUUUUAGCUUUUAUUAUAUUAUUUUAAUAAUAAUAUCUAUAUAAUACCA